CCCGCCGCGGGCUGUUCCCCUCCCACGCCCCCUCCCCCCGCCGCAGAGCUCCGGACCCAAGAUGGCCGCCGUGUCAGUUUCGGGCUUCGCCGCCGUCCGGCCUUUGCCUCUCGGUUCCCGUCUCUCGCAGGCCUCGGCCUAAUGUUACCUUUCUUCUGGCUGUGAGCGUACAGAGCAGAAGCUGAGUGUGAAGACAAAUAAUGUUUGAGCAAGGAGGAGUAAUUCAGAACAGAAAACGUGUAUGCUAUGGUUAGCUGGUUCCCAUCAGUCGAGAAUCUGCUUUCUCAUCGUGUGAAGCUCGUUCAGCACCGGGAUAAGGGAUAACGACUCUAUGGAUAUACAGAGUUCUUCACCAUGGUAAAACUCGCCAACCCCCUGUACACAGAGUGGAUUUUGGAGGCAAUCAAAAAGGUCAAGAAGCAAAAACAGCGUCCUUCAGAGGAGAGGAUAUGCAAUGCGGUGUCAUCUUCACACGGCUUGGACCGCAAAACUGUUCUGGAACAGUUGGAGCUGAGUGUUAAAGAUGGAACUAUUUUAAAAGUCUCCAACAAGGGUCUCAACUCCUACAAGGAUCCUGAUAACCCUGGGAGAAUAGCACUUCCGAAGCCUCGGAACCAUGGCAAGUUGGAUGGUAAACCAAACGUGGACUGGAAUAAACUUAUCAAACGGGCGAUCGAGGGUUUGGCUGAGUCUAGUGGCUCAUCCUUGAAGAACAUUGAGCGCUUUCUGAAGGGUCAGAAAGAUGUCUCUGCGUUAUUUGGAGGGAGCAACGCCUCCAUUUUUCACCAGCAAUUGCGAUUAGCUGUCAAACGUGCUGUUGGCCAUGGCAGGCUUCUUAAAGAUGGACCUCUGUACCAACUCAACACUAAAGCAACCACUAACGCUGAUGGGAAGGAGAGUUUUGAGUCUCUUUCCUGUCUCCCUCCAGUGUGUCUCCUUCCCCAUGAAAAGGAUAAGCCGGUUGCUGAACCAAUCCCAAUCUGCAGUUUCUGCCUUGGUACAAAAGAGCAAAAUCGGGAGAAGAAACCUGAAGAGCUCAUCUCCUGUGCUGACUGUGGCAACAGUGGUCAUCCGUCCUGCUUGAAGUUCUCUCCAGAGUUGACAGUUCGAGUGAAGGCCUUGCGGUGGCAGUGCAUUGAGUGCAAAACGUGCAGCUCCUGUCGAGAUCAGGGCAAAAAUGCUGACAACAUGCUGUUCUGUGACUCGUGUGACCGUGGAUUCCACAUGGAGUGCUGCGACCCCCCUCUUACGCGGAUGCCAAAAGGUAUGUGGAUAUGUCAGAUAUGUCGGCCCCGGAAGAAAGGGAGAAAGCUGUUACAGAAGAAGGCAGCCCAGAUCAAGCGGCGCUACGCAAACCCCAUAGGACGGCCCAAAAACAGGUUAAAGAACCAAAACACAACAUCAAAAGGCCCUUUCAGCAAAGUUCGAACUGGCCCGGGUCGGGGUCGGAAGCGUAAGAUCACUCUGUCCAGCCAGUCGGCGUCGUCAGAAGGAGGAUACCUGGAGCAGACAGAUGGCUUGGACUUCUGCAGAGAUGGCAGUGCCACCUUGAAGUUUAACAAGAAAACCAAAGGGCUCAUAGAUGGCCUUACUAAAUUCUUCACCCCGUCCCCUGAUGGACGAAAAGCUCGAGGGGAAGUGGUAGACUAUUCUCAGCAGUAUAGGAUCAGGAAAAAGGGUACCAGGAAAUCUAGCACUUCAGAAUGGCCCACAGACAAUCAGGAUGGCUGGGAUGGAAAACAGGAAAAUGAGGAGCGUUUCUUUGGGAGCCAGGAUGUCUUAACUGAAAAAGACAUGGAGCUGUUCAGAGAUAUUCAGGAACAAGCACUGCAGAAAGUAGGAGUGACUGGGCCUCCUGAUCCACAAGUCCGCUGCCCUUCCGUCAUCGAAUUUGGCAAGUAUGAAAUCCAGACCUGGUACUCCUCCCCGUAUCCACAGGAAUACUCAAGGCUACCCAAGUUGUACCUUUGUGAAUUCUGUCUCAAGUAUAUGAAGAGCAGAACUAUUCUCCAACAGCAUAUGAAAAAAUGUGGCUGGUUUCAUCCUCCAGCCAAUGAAAUUUACAGGAAAAACAAUAUUUCAGUCUUUGAGGUUGAUGGCAAUGUGAGCACUAUCUACUGCCAGAAUCUGUGCUUGUUAGCCAAGCUCUUCCUGGACCAUAAGACUCUCUACUACGACGUGGAGCCGUUUCUCUUCUAUGUGCUGACACAGAACGAUGUCAAGGGCUGUCACCUUGUUGGCUACUUUUCCAAGGAAAAACACUGCCAGCAGAAGUACAAUGUCUCCUGUAUAAUGAUUCUUCCACAAUACCAGCGUAAGGGCUAUGGCAGGUUCCUAAUUGACUUCAGCUAUUUGCUCUCAAAGCGUGAGGGUCAGGCAGGGUCCCCAGAGAAGCCCCUGUCGGACCUGGGGCGCCUCUCGUACAUGGCCUACUGGAAAAGUGUCAUAUUGGAGUGCCUUUACCAUCAGCGUGACAAGCAGCUGAGCAUCAAGAAGCUGAGCAAGCUGACUGGAAUCUGCCCUCAAGACAUCACCUCCACUCUGCACCACCUACGGAUGCUCGACUUCCGCAGUGAUCAAUUUGUGAUCAUCCGCCGGGAGAAGCUGAUCCAGGAGCACAUGGCAAAGCUCCGAGCCAACGUCAGGCACAUAGACGUGGAUGCGGAGUGCCUGCGUUGGACACCUGUCAUAGUCUCCAACUCGGUGGUCUCUGAGGAUGAGGAAGAGGAAACAGAGGAUGGGGAAAAUGAAGAACAGCAGCAGCAAAAGGAAAAGGAUCCAGAGACCAGUGUGGUAAAAUCUGUCUCAUGGGAUAAGAAGGAGCAAGAGCCUUACUCACCCCCAGAGAGUGAAAAAAAGCCAGAGAUCGUUGCUCCAGCCAACUCUGCACGGCCCAACAAGCACACUUUCCCCCUGGACAGUCUUCCUGCAAACAGUCAGCCCUCACGGAGAGGUCGAUGGAACCGCAAAGGCAAAAAGCUCCGGGAAGCCUUCUGUGAGCAGGAGCAGCUCCUGCCCGAGGAGGACAAAGCUGCGGUGCCCAGCGGCCGCUGCAGCGAAUGCGAGGAGAAGUCGGCAGCCUCCCGAGGCCGCUGCAGCGACUGCGAGGAGAAGUCAGCAGCCUUGCAGGGAAGGUGUGGUGAGUGUGAGGAGAAGUCCCCAGCCUUGAGAAGCCGCUACGCCGAAGAUGAGGAACAACCUGCAGCCCCCCAGGGACAGUGCAGCAAAGGGGAAAACUCAGCGGUUCCCCGGCGGCGCUACAGCGAAGGCAUGGAGAGGUGGAGGGGACAGCUGAAGAAGGACACAGAGCCACUCAAGUGCAGGUUCCCAGAGGACUGUGACAGACUGCCCCGGCGCUACAGUGACAGUGACAGGGCCCUUCUGAGGUGUUUCAGUGAGAGCAGUGAGGAGGAGGAGGAUGAGCCUGUGAGUCCUCGGUCAAGCUCUCCACCUGUUCUCACCAAGCCAACGCUAAAACGGAAGAAGCCAAUUCUCCACCGCAAGAGGCGAGUGCGCAAGCGCAAGCACCACAACAGCAGCGUCGUCACCGAGACCAUCUCGGAGACCACGGAGGUGCUGGAUGAGCCCUUUGAGGACUCCGACUCUGAGCGACCGAUGCCCCGAUUAGAGCCCACCUUCGAGAUCGAGGAGGAGGAAGAGGAGGAGGAGGACGAAGAAGAGGAGAAUGAACUUUUGCCCAGUGGAUAUUUUCGGCACUUAGCCCCGGCAGACGCACUCAGGCACAGGCCCUCUUCUAAGAGGAAGUCCAAAGACGGGGAGGAGGAGUCUGAUGACACUAACGGUAACCCAACUCUCAAACCAUUAUCUAUGCUGAGGAAAGGUGAAGCAAAGGAUUCUUCACUCGAGCCAGAUACUUCUACACCCAUGAAAAAGAAGAAGGGAUGGCCAAAAGGGAAAAGCCGGAAGCCAGUCCACUGGAAGAAGAGACCUGGCCGGAAACCAGGCUUCAAACUGAACCGGGAGAAGGUGCCACCAGCAGCUGAGGAUGAGGAGGGAAUUGAGGCAGUGGUGGCCAGUUCAAAACUAGGUCGUAAGCCCAAACUUUCAGAUCAAGAAGAAAGUGUUGAGCAGAAGGAGGAGCUGCCUCUUCCUGAGGAAAGGAAAGAGGAAGAUGCAACUAUGGAAGCAGAAGAGGUAGGCGAGGGAGAAGAAGAAGAUACAGCCAGCAGCGAAGUAAGAGCAGUCUCCCCUGUGGACAGCAACAGCAGUCCAGUGCCAGAAGCAAAGGAGCCUGAGAUAGAAGAGGAGGUAGAGGAGAAGCCACGGGUUUUGGAGGAGCAGAGGCAGUCAGAAGAGGAGCAGCAAGAGCUGGAGGAGCCUGAGCACGAUCACGAGGAGGAAGAGGAGGUUGCAGUAGUGACAAAUCAAAACGAAGAUCAUGAUGCUGACGAUGAAGAUGACGGUCAUCUGGAGUCUGUGAAGAAGAAAGAACUGGAGGAACAGCCUGUCAGAGAAGGGGUGAAGGAGGAGCCUCAGGUGCAAGAGUGUUUUUUAGAAACAAGCAUACCAAGCAGCAGGGAAAAUGCAAAAGAGAAAGAUGAAGCUGAGGCGGACUCUGAGGAAGAGCAGGCUUCCAACGAGACAUCGGUGGGCUCAGACCACAUCCCUGGCUCUGAGGACGAUCAUGAAGAAGAGCAAAGUAAUAAAGAAGGGUUAAUUGAGUUAAAGGAAGAGGAGGAGAUUCCUCAUAGCGAACUAGAUCUGGAGACUGUUCAAGCAGUCCAGUCCUUGACGCAGGAGGAAAGCAACGAGCACGAUGUAGCUUACCAGGACUGUGAGGAGACUCUUGCAGCUUGUCACACGUUGCAGAGUUACACCCAGACCGAGGAGGAUCCUCAGAUCUCGAUGGUUGAAGAUUGCCAGGCCUCGGAACACAACAGCCCCAUCUCCUCUGUCCAGUCCCACCCCAGCCAGUCUGUACGGUCUGUCAGCAGCCCCAACGUGCCUGCUCUGGAGAGCAGCUACACCCAGAUCAGCCCUGAGCAGGGAUCCCUGUCCGCACCCUCUAUGCAGAACAUGGAGACCAGCCCCAUGAUGGAUGUGCCUUCAGUAUCGGACCACUCCCAGCAGGUGGUGGAUAGUGGCUUCAGUGACCUUGGCAGCAUUGAGAGCACUACAGAGAACUACGAGAACCCCAGCAGCUACGACUCCACCAUGGGAGGCAGCAUCUGUGGAAAUAACUCUUCCCAGAGCAGCUGUUCCUACGGAGGACUCUCCUCUUCCAGCAGCCUCACCCAGAACAGUUGUGUUGUCACUCAGCAAAUGGCAAACAUUGGCAGCAGUUGCAGCAUGAUGCAGCAGAACGCUGUCCAGCCUGCAGCAAACUGCAACAUCAAGUCCCCUCAGAGCUGCGUAGUGGAGAGGCCUCCAAGCAACCAGCAACCAACAACACAGCCACAACAGCAGCAGCCUCAGUCCCAGCAGCCACAGCCCCCACCCCCACCCCAGCAGCAGCCUCCUCUGUCGCAGUGUAGCAUGAACAACAGCUUCACCCCAGCCCCCAUGAUCAUGGAGAUCCCAGAGUCGGGCAGCACUGGCAACAUCAGCAUCUACGAGAGGAUCCCAGGGGAUUUUGGUGCCGGGAGCUACUCCCAGCCGUCAGCCACGUUCAGUUUAGCCAAGUUGCAGCAGCUCACCAACACCAUUAUGGACCCUCAUGCCAUGCCUUAUAGCCAUUCUCCUGCUGUGACCUCCUAUGCAACCAGCGUUUCCCUGUCCAACACGGGCCUGGCCCAGCUCGCUCCCUCGCACCCCCUGGCAGGCACACCACAAGCACAAGCCACCAUGACGCCUCCGCCCAACCUGGCCUCCACCACCAUGAACCUCACCUCCCCUCUGCUGCAGUGCAACAUGUCUGCCACCAACAUCGGCAUCCCGCACACGCAGCGGCUGCAGGGGCAGAUGCCAGUCAAGGGGCACAUCUCCAUCCGCUCCAAGUCGGCGCCGCUGCCCUCCGCCACCGCGCACCAGCAGCAGCUCUACGGCCGCAGCCCUCCCGCCGUGGCCAUGCAGGCCGGGCCCCGCACCCUGGCUGUCCAGAGGGGCAUGAACAUGGGGGUCAACCUCAUGCCCACCACCCCUUACAACGUCAACUCCAUGAAUAUGAACACCCUGAACGCCAUGAACAGCUACCGCAUGACGCAGCCCAUGAUGAACAGCAGUUACCACAGUAACCCUGCCUACAUGAACCAGACAGCACAGUAUCCUAUGCAGAUGCAGAUGGGAAUGAUGGGCAGCCAGGCCUACCCCCAGCAGCCUAUGCAGCCAAAUCCUCAUGGGAACAUGAUGUACACUGGCCCUUCCCAUCACAGCUACAUGAACGCUGCUGGGGUGCCCAAGCAGUCUCUCAAUGGACCAUACAUGAGAAGAUGAGCAAGAUAGGAAGCUUGCCUCUCAGAAACUGAAAUAUAUAUAAAUAAAGGAACCUUUUAUACUGACAAACCAGAGAAAAUGGACCUUUUUUCCAGCUAAAAUAUUGCUGUAGAUUUUAGAGGGAUUUUUCUUUGGUUUAUUUUAUUUUUUAGGAAGCCUGGUCUCUUUUUAUGUUCCAGAUUUUGUUUUGCUUUUGGUUUUGUUUUUGGUUUGUUUGGUCUUUGUUUUCUUCACAAUCCUGAAAACAUUUUAC
Messenger RNA from Dryobates pubescens (Downy woodpecker), 6646 nucleotides. It is a transcript of the gene KAT6A, whose product is annotated as lysine acetyltransferase 6A. Bases 355 to 6393 code for a protein of 2012 amino acids. Gene Ontology annotation, cellular component: nucleosome; MOZ/MORF histone acetyltransferase complex. Gene Ontology annotation, biological process: nucleosome assembly; regulation of DNA-templated transcription. NCBI's taxonomy places the organism in Eukaryota, Metazoa, Chordata, Aves, Piciformes, Picidae. Gene Ontology annotation, molecular function: histone acetyltransferase activity; DNA binding. The transcript is spliced from 18 exons. The record is from RefSeq and is a predicted model, not a curated record.